CCUGAAUGUGGCACUGCCGCUAUGAAUUUGUUUAUAUGUGUGAACUUAUUGGGACGACACACUGUGCUUCCUUUUGACCCGGGCGCAUGAUGCUGGUCAUUAGUCUUCUGGUAGCGUCGUUGCUGGUUCUCGGGUUGACUUUAUGGAAUGACGUGUUACUGUCUCGUAACCGGAGCAAGGUGCUUCCUUUAUUGAAUGAAGUGGUUGUGGCGCCAUGCACGCCAUCGGAUGACUUUAACGAUCGUUUAGUGUUUAUCGAUUGUUCGAUGGACAGUAACCAUACCUUCUAUACCCCAAAGGAGUUGAGCAGUAACAUAUACUCUUACAAUGGCGCUUUUUUCGAGACUCGCGUUGAGAUGUACCAAUGGGUUAGCUUAAUGGGUCUAUUUGGCAUUCGCAAGGUCGGUGCCUUUAUUGAUCAUGCUGUUGUUGACCGUAGUUGGAUCAGUGCCAUGUUUUCUCCUGAGCGCAAUCCUGGAUAUUUCCCACAUGUACCGGGUGCAGGGCGUAAAUUCGCUCCUAGUAUGAAGUUAGGUGGUUAUUCCAUACCACCUGGUGCAUUCGUGGGUGUCCGUGGAGUCAAGCAACUGGAUUUGAUUGAUGACCAAUGGUAUCAACCCCUGGAGCUAACCUAUCCACUACCCGUUCCCACUGUUGAUCAUGUAAAUACCCAAGUAUAUGACAAUGCGCUGUAUACUGGUGACCCAUUUAACCCUAAGGUGGGUGACCUCCGUAUAACAUUUUGGGGUAACAGUGCUACUCGCUUUAGUGCAAUUGGUCGGCAGCGAUCUAGCAUAUUCUUUAAGGAUACUGCACUGGCUCCGUUUACACUGGGCGACGAUACAGUGGUAUUGGUUGGUGAGGAGUCACAGACUCCCCAAGCACUGCUUACGGCUUAUUUCAGUCAGUUUGAGAGUACCCAGACUACCUAUUGGACCCUUCGCUUGGCAUCUCUGUUACUCAUCGCUUUUACCUUAUUUGUGUAUUACUCUAGUAUCAAGGCUCCCAAGACACGUACAACACUGUUUAUAUGCAGUUUAUGUGGCAGCGCGGUAGUAUUGCUCGCCCUUGAGGCUGUCAUUUGGGUUCGUUAUCGCAUUUACUUAUUCUUCCUGUUUGCUAUACUGAGUAUGGCUUUCAGUGGCGCGCUUAUGUCCAUUUGGAACAUGGACCCCUUAUCAACCUGGCAUCGUAUAGGCGAUGGCGGCUAUUUGGUAAGCCGUAGUACUGGGGAGUCCAUGGGCUGGUCCACGGCAACGCCUUCUGGUACUAUAUUAUCUAGUAGCAGUCGACCUUUAUUAAGUUCGAUAACGAUGUAACAUGUAUCU
Messenger RNA from Babesia bovis T2Bo, 1328 nucleotides. Its product is annotated as diacylglycerol kinase. Lineage: Eukaryota; Apicomplexa; Aconoidasida; Piroplasmida; Babesiidae. Bases 87 to 1319 code for a protein of 410 amino acids. The transcript has 4 exons. Gene Ontology annotation, cellular component: nuclear inner membrane. The record is from RefSeq and is a predicted model, not a curated record. Gene Ontology annotation, biological process: nuclear membrane organization.